AGAACAAUUUUACAACCCCAUGUGGGUAUUGUUACGGAUUGAAUAAUACCUAAUUAGGUAUCGAUGGAAUGCCUAAGAUGCAGCUUUCUUGGCAGCCCGGGUUUUCUCCGUCCAGGAAGCCCCUGAGAAGGUCAAGAGCACAUAGAACCAAACGGGGAGCAUUGGGAAAUGCAGACGGACCGCAGCAAUUUGAUUUUAUUGCAGAGGACCCUGUGAGAUAUCAUAGGGCAAAACACUCUUCUUCGCCGGUCACCUCUAGACAUUCAGCCACUCCUGUUGCGCCUAUAAUCAGAUGUGAGGCAAGCUCAGACCCUAAUGCUGUCCAAGGAACCCGACUGUCUAAUGAGCCGUCAAUCGAGGGCUUGAGUGAUACAUCGUUGAUCGAAGGCGGUGACUCUCCAGACUUGGAGGCCAUUUACAGAACGACCGAGCCUUGCCCCAAUCCAGGCAACAGCGAAGACCAAUAUGCGUCUUUACGUUUAUCUGGGACCACUACGGAGAGCCAACUUCAGAGACCUGAGGGGGGCAAGACCGGUUUUGGUGCCUCUGAAGGCUCGAGUCAAGUGGCUACUAUAGUACCAUGCUCUCCUUCUGCCUCUAUACCACCGACUAUGCUGUACAGCAGCCUUUGGCAACGUUUUAGGCCCAUCCUCGAAAGAUAUAACAGGGAGUUUUGCAGAAUUCCAUUGACUUCUGACCUACAGGUCAAUCCGUUCCGAUACCGGACAGACCUCAGUCCGGAACCCAUGUUUCUGGUUCACGCUGUGAUGGCAUUAGGGGGUCAUCACGUCGAGAGCACAUCAACUCAAAUUCAUCGCCAGGCGGCGCUUCAAUUGCUCCGCGAAAACCUCGGCACGUACAGUAAUGCGGGACAUGGUUAUUCCAUGCUCGACACAAUCAUCAUCUUAUUCUCCUUAGAUGAAACCCAGUCCGCCCUUGGGAAUUGGCGAACACAUCUUGUAGGGGCCUAUGCCCUCAUCGAAGCUUGCGGUGGUAUCGAAGGGUGGGCCAAGUCUGCUCGGACACAGGUACAAAUCGGAAUGCUCACAUGGUGGGAUGCAAUAAUUAGUCUAGUCAACAGAGAAGACUGCGUGUUUCCUUAUGCAUACUUUGAAGGUGCAAUGUCGAGUCAUGAUGCCGGAGAGUGGGAUUUCUUUGGACUAUGCGGUUGUCCACCAAGUCUCGUGAAGAUUGUGAUGCAAUUGGCGCGCCUGAGUGCAGAAAAGCGAAAAUCAUCAUCAAUGCAGUAUGUCACAUUCGACAGUACUGUGGUCUCGGAAAUGGAGCAGUCACUUGAGUCCUGGCAUCACGUGUUUUCUGCAACAGCUUUUCAAGAUGAAGAGUGCAUGCAACAAGAUCUAGACCGCAUGCAUUGCUCCGAGGCAUGGAGAAAUGGCCUCCUUCUCUACAUAUACAGGGUGUUUCGAUGGGAACCUGGAAGCAGCACCCCGAUGCCCAUUUUGUACCGCGCAAGGGUCAUUAUGGACCACGUCGUUGCGUGUCGCGACGAAAUCAUGGUGUCCCGGCAGGCCUUGUUGCCACUCUUCUUUGCGGGCUGCGAACUGAGAGAUGUAUCGUCACGGAAGCAGAUUCUCAAGCUUUGCUCUGUUUGGAACGAGAGGACUCGAUAUCACAUGUUUCGCAGCACCAUACCCCUGCUGGAAGAAGUCUGGGCGGAGCAAGCGACGAGAGGUUUCGAGAAUGUGUGGUGGGGCCAAGUCGUGGAUAAACAACAUAUGGUCUACUGUCGUUCUCCCUUGCCAAUGCGGAUUUGCUUUGGCUAGGUAUAUAUACCUUGUCCGAUUUCAGAUGCAUGC
Molecule: messenger RNA, 1817 nt
Organism: Xylona heveae TC161
Lineage: Eukaryota; Fungi; Ascomycota; Xylonomycetes; Xylonales; Xylonaceae
Exons: 5
Coding region: 69-1784 (571 amino acids)
Biological process (GO): positive regulation of transcription by RNA polymerase II
Cellular component (GO): nucleus
Molecular function (GO): DNA-binding transcription factor activity; transcription cis-regulatory region binding
Source: RefSeq, a predicted model, not a curated record